Messenger RNA from Macrosiphum euphorbiae (potato aphid), 513 nucleotides. The record is from the annotation of a GenBank genome assembly. Lineage: Eukaryota; Metazoa; Arthropoda; Insecta; Hemiptera; Aphididae.
AUGCUCAACAACAUCAGUAUAAUUGGCCCGAAUAAUGUCGGCGGCCAUAAGGACUUCGAUGGUCUCAAACAUCGAUCGCUACACCAGUUGCAGACCGGUGGCAGCGGGGGAGGUGUACACGACGUCGGGGGUAGUCACGGACUCGGCGGCACAGGUAACGGUCACCUGCAGCAAGGCAACGGCCCGUCACCUUCGCAUCAGCUGUCCACCGGCGCCGGAGGGGGCGGCGGUGGACCGUUCCGGUUGUCGUGCGGCGGUUUCGACCUGUCAACCGCGGCCGGUCACGGACUGGCCGCUGCAGCCGCUGUGGCCGUCGCUGGUGGUGGCGGCGUCGGACUCAACGGCGACGACGCCGGAAAGCCGAACAAGCAGAAGAGACAUCGGACCCGGUUCACGCCGGCGCAACUCAACGAGCUGGAGCGGUGUUUCAGCAAGACCCACUAUCCGGACAUUUUCAUGCGGGAGGAGAUCGCCAUGCGGAUCGGUCUCACCGAGUCCCGAGUACAGGUAUAA